This is a messenger RNA of Girardinichthys multiradiatus, 1520 nucleotides long. RefSeq names its product transmembrane protein 138 (gene tmem138). Bases 428 to 916 code for a protein of 162 amino acids. The transcript is spliced from 5 exons. Lineage: Eukaryota; Metazoa; Chordata; Actinopteri; Cyprinodontiformes; Goodeidae. The record is from RefSeq and is a predicted model, not a curated record. Gene Ontology annotation, cellular component: cilium.
GAAGCGUUACCAUGGAAUUGCGGAAAUACACGCGUUCCUGCUGAGAAGGGCUGGGGAUGCUUUAAGCGAUCCACGUUUUCUUUGGGAGGGGAAAGUAAAAAGACGCGAAAUGAGGAGCUGCUUUUACUCCAGGUUAUGCAUCCAAUGGGAUUUUCUACAUGACUGAUGCCAUCACACAGGAUGUUUGGACAGACUUGUGUCCUCACAGAUUUUUUUUAUCACUGUCAAAGCCUAUUUAAGGACAUUUCUUUAAAAAAUAACAUUCAAAUGAAUUAUGUGAAUGGACUAUUUUUGACUGUAUAUUCCCAUGGAAAGCGUUUUUGUACUGAAGAAUGUACAAAGUUGAAGCUGACAGACAAGAUUUAGUCCCCGAAAGUGUGAAGGAAAUCAGCCAAAGGAAAGGAGGACAGUGAAGAUCGGGUCAAAGAUGCUUCAGACUGGAAACUACUCACUGGUACUGCUGAUCCAACUGGUCCUGCUGGCCUAUGACCUCUUUGUUAACUCCUUUAGUGAACUUCUGAGGAGAGCUCCUGUCAUCCAGCUUGUGCUUUUCAUCAUCCAGGACAUCGCCAUCUUGUUCAACGUCAUCAUCAUCCUCCUGAUGAUGUUCAACACCUACGUGUUCCAGGUCGGCCUCGUGUCUGUGCUGCUGGGCAGAUUCAGGGCUCUGCUUGUUUUCUCCGCUCUCUACCUGACCCUCAGCAUCUGCCUCCACUGCUGGGUGUUGAACCUAAGGUGGCUCGAGUCAAACCGUUUUGUGUGGACAGACGGUCUUCUGACUCUUUUUGUUUUCCAGAGAACAGCGGCUGUGUUCUACUACUACUUAUACAAACGGACAGCAGAGCACAUAGGGGACCCGAGGCUGUAUGAGGACUCUAUGUGGCUGCGUGAUCAAUUUACCAGAGCUCGUCAGUGACAACGGGACAGUGUUGAGAGAAACAUUAAAGCCUCCAUUGUGGAAACUGCCAUCUGACAAGACCAGGCAGGAUCACCAGUGACUGAAAUCUGAAUGAUUUCCUGCUUGAAAGUGUUGGACUAUAGGAUAACUGUCAUUGAGCAGACACUGAAUUCACAAACUGUUGGUGAAUGACUCGGGUUGUGUUUACCGACUCCUCAUACUGAGACAGACAGUAUGGCGGGCAAGCCAAGGAUGGCACAUGUAGUAUAGAAUUAAUCAGGAUUGAGCCUGUUAAUCUUUGUGGCCUUUUAAAAACAACCUACCACACACUUACUGUUAAUGAAAUGGAAAAAGUUUGGCCUGCCUUUGUGUUAUUUCCUAUCUUGUACAAAUCAACUCAAAUUAGAAGAUGUAGUCCUAGUCCAGCUGGUAGUUUUUUUAUUUCCUUCAAAGAAAGAUGAUUUUUUUUUUUUUUUUGCCUUAUGUUCAUGUUAGUAUGUGCUGUUUACAUGUUAAAAGUGAGUUAAACAAGCCAAUUUUUAUGUGAAUUCAGUUGGAUUUUUAGUUGGAUUCUUUCAGAUUUGGAUUCAGUUUUUUUUAUAAUUAAAUAAUCCUUAUCUAA